This is a messenger RNA of Aspergillus versicolor CBS 583.65, 1672 nucleotides long. RefSeq lists its product as uncharacterized. The transcript has a single exon. The record is from RefSeq and is a predicted model, not a curated record. NCBI's taxonomy places the organism in Eukaryota, Fungi, Ascomycota, Eurotiomycetes, Eurotiales, Aspergillaceae. Bases 451 to 1392 code for a protein of 313 amino acids.
GGUGCCCAACUCCGCCACGAAUAUAUUGGUGUCGUCCGGUGUUUGGUGGUUGGAAACGAGAAAAAAGCACCUCUCAAUUGUAACUGCAGGAGUGGGAUGGUUGGGCCUCGAUUGGAUACAAUACCGUACGGUAAUUUCUGCUGCUUUGCGCGCUUGUCAUGGACUACAAGUACGACACCAUACGGGCGAUGUAAAAUUAAAGUUGGAACUUCCAUGCGCAUCGGAGAGUUUCUGAGUCAGCAGUGAUUGAUGAGCUGCGCGAUGUAUCCGUAUGGCGUCUCCUCGGCACUCCGUACUUCGCAUGAGAGACAGCGUGGACUUUAGAUUGGAGGCCUUUCCCUGUGCCACCACGGCCGCUGGCUUCGCUGAUGGUUCCUUGUUAGCUCCUUACUUUCUGGCCAGGGUUUGAAGCAUACUCGCCUACACUAUCGGUAUAUCAAGGAGUACUAUAUGGAGAUGGAUAACAUGAGCAUGGACCUCCCUCAUACCACAGAGUUCAUCAACAGGAUCCUUUCCCAAGUAUCACGAUGCGUCACAUCCACCACACCGCCACCAGGAGAAGGUGGACUCGAGAACCAAACACAGCGUCAUCCCCGCCUGACCCAAUCCCAGCCGACAUCCGCAUUUCCAAACUCACAACUAACAAACUUAAAACCGUUAAUGCUGACGCUUCACUGCAUUUUUCCGAAUGAGUUCCUCCUCGCACUGGACAUACUGGAUAGAGGACUCGUUAGACGUGUCCGCACACGGUGUAGAAACGAGUCUAGAGAGAGAGAUGGGGAAGAAGCGCACGCCAAAAAGGAACCCGUUGGGCUUCAACCCGACGACGGAGACAAAGACAAGAACAAAAGUAGCGAGACACAACAAGAAGAUUUUUUUUUCGUCACAUCUGCUUCAAUAGCUCCCAGUGCGUUGAGGCCAUCAUAUCCCGCAUCUCAAUCUGGCGGGGCCCAAAGCCAGUUGCAAACCCAAAAACAAUGGCAGGAAAAAGGUUACGAAGUCCGCCUCCAAGCAUGGAACUGCACUUGUGCGUCCUUUACUUUGUCUGCAUUCAGCGGCCUAGGCCCAGAGCCAUCAUCGCCCCCACCGUCUUCGUCAUCUUCGGACCAGGGAAGGGAUAUAGAAGGCAAUGACAGUCCUAUGGCUGCCUAUGAUCAUGGCGGCGGCGCUAACGUGGAUGCUCACGCCUUUGACACGCCUGCUUACUCCUUUGGUGGCACACUGCCUCUGCGUCCGGAGUCAGCGUCUCCCGUCUGUAAACAUAUUCUGGCUUGUUUGCUUGCUGCGCUUUGUCCAGGCCUUGGUGGAGGAGAUGAAGCGACUGGUAGUUGGCAGUUAGUUAAUCUUGACGGGGAUGAGAUUGCCGCACUGUGUGCUGGUUGGGGUGGGUGAAUUCGUGGCUUUCUAUAUGAGAGAUUACCUAGCUUGCAUAUAGCAUACCGGACAUGGUGUUUGAUGAGACGGCUUUAUGACUUAUUUAACCUCUGUUGAAUUGCCACUAAGUACACUAGUCUCUAAUCCUAAGUGGUAAAUUGACCUGAGUUGAAUAAUGGGACAGUUAGAACAGUUAGUCACUGGGUAUAUCUUCAGGAUGACCUAGCCCACGAUCUUAACAAAACACAAUUACUCUACAUUAAUUAGAUACGAACUAAUAAAUUAACAUCAAGGAAGC